AUGCAUCCACCUCAGUCAGUUGUUCACUGUGUUAAUUCUCAGUUACUGAUGCUGUUCGUUUUCUUGUUGUUGGUAGUACCUGUUCUAGGCUUGAAAAACACCAAUGUGACUCGUACGAUACGCUUUAAAGGGAACAUUGUGAAGAUACAUCAUGAUAUUCUACUGAGUGAAACACCUGCUAAGUACCAACUUGUCAUUGAAGAAAGAGAAUGGAAACAUCUGGCCUUCAUCGGUGCAUCGUGUGGAGACCUGAAGUCAUCGCGGAAAGUCCCUGUAAAGCCAACAACCGGCAUGCCUUAUACGUACUCUAUAGAUCUUGGAAAACCGUCGACCGAACAAAUUCAUUUGUUUGUGGACAUUGUAUUAACUGAAUUGUUAGAACCAAGACCUGCUGAGAUUUAUCAAGCUGAUAAGCAGUUCGUCAAGUUUAGUGGCAAUGCUUACUUUUAUUCCCCGUAUCUGACUGACAAUCAGCUAACGUACAUUCACUUGCCAAAGGGUCAACUUCUAACUCACACUGCUACGUCAACCCCACCUGUCAUAAAUGGAAAUAAUUUAGUCUAUGGUACUUACGAAAGCCGUCCAGCCUUCUCGACGGAGCCACUUGUCCUACAUUUCGAGUAUUACGUUCCAUUCCUGACGGUCACUGAUAUGACUCGUCUCAUCGAAGUAUCGCAUUGGGGAAAUAUUGCUGUUGAAGAAACGCUUGAAAUCGUGAACACGGGUGCGAAGUUGCGUGGUUCGUUUUCUCGUUUGGAUUUUGAUUAUGGAGUUGGACAACAGGUAGCAGUCAACUCCCUUAAGACAGUUCUACCACCAUCUGCAAAGGACAUUUACUAUCGCGAUGAGAUUGGCAAUAUAAGCACAAGCACAGUCAAAAACUUGCUAGAUUCCGUGGAGGUGACUCUCGUUCCGCGCUUCCCGUUGAUGGGUGGAUGGAAAACGCGCUACACAAUAGGAUACAACAUCCCAGCCUAUGAGUUCCUCUAUCACAGUGGUUCUAAGUUUGUUCUUGUAAUGCCGUUCAUUGACCGUGUUUACAAGGAUCAAUUCAUUCGCAACUUAACGCUGAAAAUUGUUCUCCCAGAGACAUCUGACGAUAUUCAGUUCGAAACACCUUUUCCAGUUCACGAACAGCAUUUUGAAAAUUUGAAAACAUACUUAGACACAUCUGGCCGAACCGUUAUUGUCUGCAAAGCUGCAAAUCUUGUCGAUGAACACAUUCAAGAUUUCAAGGUGAAUUAUCGCUUCUUUCUGCCAAUGCUCCUCCGAGAACCUAUGAUGCUGAUUUUAGCGUUCUUAUGUAUAUUCGGUGCUGUAAUUAUUUAUGUCCGCUUGGACUUUUCGAUCUAUAAGGAUGAAAAAAAUGAACUUCGCCUUCGAAUACAAACGCUAGUAGAUGAAACUCAAGCCUUGCUAAGAUGUCGUUCUUCUUUGUAUCAAUGUUAUGAAGAUGCCCUGACAAAAUAUAAAGGAUCUAAAGAUAGCGCACAAUUCACAACUGAUCGCCGUAAAUUAGAAGCAGAAUAUAAAAGUCUGAAUCAACAGUUGAUGUCAGUUCAGAAUAAAAUAGGAGAUUUAUAUCCGGACGGAGUAGAUAAAUUGAACGACAUCAACCAUUUGGAUCAACAAUAUCGUGAUCUAGUUCAAGAAGGUAUCCAACUGGCAGAAAAACUCCUCACUGGCAAGUUGACAAAACCACAAUAUCAGUCCUCAAAUGACGAUUUAUGUUCUAAGAAAGCUGAUAUAAUCUACAGAAUAGAUUCAAUAUUAGAAUGCCUCUAGCAGUAACGAAUAGGAUUCAUGUGUAUAAUUCGUUGUGUUGACUUUAUUUUUAGUCCUUAUCUCCGUGUGCGAUUGUGUUUUGUUAAUUUUUUCUACUAUUUGUGUUUUUCAUUUAAUAAAAGACAUUGGAUAAA
Molecule: messenger RNA, 1919 nt
Organism: Schistosoma haematobium
Lineage: Eukaryota; Metazoa; Platyhelminthes; Trematoda; Strigeidida; Schistosomatidae
Product: proteasome regulatory particle base subunit, variant 2
Exons: 7
Coding region: 1-1785 (594 amino acids)
Cellular component (GO): oligosaccharyltransferase complex; membrane
Source: RefSeq, a predicted model, not a curated record